Molecule: messenger RNA, 2066 nt
Organism: Manihot esculenta (cassava)
Lineage: Eukaryota; Viridiplantae; Streptophyta; Magnoliopsida; Malpighiales; Euphorbiaceae
Product: solute carrier family 25 member 44
Exons: 1
Coding region: 767-1828 (353 amino acids)
Biological process (GO): transmembrane transport
Source: RefSeq, a predicted model, not a curated record
CCAACCACAAGGCACAAGCAUUUCUUGAUUGUGUGAUAACUCAGGGCCGUUCAUCGAUCGCCCACAGAGUUUCCAAUUGUCAAUUAAAACAAACCCUAAAUCAGAGGGCAGACGAUACAAAUACCCUCAGCUGCUAUUAAAGCCUUAAACAUCUCACGAUAUGAUGAUGGACACGUGUCCUCUUUCCUCGAUCCGCCAAAGUCUCGCUAAAAUCCAUGCCCUUGUCCUUUCGCUUAUCUCUCCAUCUUCUAUUUGCAGAUAGUUCCCACUUCGCUCUCUUCUCCUUUAUUCUCCAUUCUUUGAUCUGCUUUCUUCAGAGAUGGAAGCGGUGACGACGGUCUUAUGCUCUUGAAUCUCUCUGGUAAGAUUCAAUACUAUCAGUUUUCAAUUGGGUUUUCAUAGCAACUGAUGUUUGAGCCUUUUAUGGUGAUCCUCGUCCGUUCUCUAAUUUGGUUCAGCAAAAGGAAAAAAGGAAAAAUCCCCAUUAAAAUCACUCUCUCAAUCCAUCUCUGAGUGAUUCAAUUUGGGUUCUUAUCCUUUCCAUAGUUGUCAUUUGUUCAGAACUCCGAGUUCUCUUUUCCACUUCAUGUUCAGUAGUAUUGGGUGAUAUUCAGUUGAGAUUAGCUAACUGUGAUUUUACAAGAUUAACAGUAUUUAAUACUAUUAGAGAAAAGCCAAUAGGAGUAGUUUUGUUUUGUGAUUGAUUGAAAACAGCAAUAGUUAGAAUCUUGUUAAGGAAUUGAUUUGUGGUAUAGAAGUGGCUAAAAUGAGUCUGGGUGCAGCCGAGAAUGAUUCGGCGUCGGAGAUUCAUAUUCCGGCAGAAAUUGAUUGGCAUAUGCUUGACAAAUCCAAGUUUUUCUUUCUUGGGGCUGCUUUAUUUUCUGGUGUAUCAGCUGCACUUUACCCUGUUGUUGUUUUAAAGACUCGGCAACAGGUUUCUACUGCUCAAAUUUCGUCUCUCAAAUUGUCAUUUUCCAUUAUGCGCCAUGAAGGUGUGAGAGGUUUCUAUAGGGGUUUUGGUACCUCUUUGAUGGGAACAAUCCCAGCAAGAGCCCUUUACAUGACAGCACUUGAGGUGACCAAGAGCAGCGUUGGGACUGUAACUGUUAAAUUAGGAUUCUCUGAUACUCAAGCAACAGCUAUAGCAAAUGCUGCUGCUGGAUUGAGUUCUGCUAUGGCUGCUCAGCUAGUUUGGACCCCAAUUGAUGUUGUGAGCCAAAGACUCAUGGUUCAGGGUUGCAGCAACAGUACGAGUGGCAAGAACAUCAUCCCCAGUUUGGAUUCUUGUGGAUAUAGGAAUGGCCUUGACGCAUUUCGAAAGAUUUUACGUGCUGAUGGUCCAAGGGGAUUGUAUAGAGGAUUUGGGAUAUCAAUAUUGACUUAUGCACCAUCAAAUGCAGUUUGGUGGGCAUCUUACUCUGUGGCAAAUAGGCUUGUUUGGGGUGGAAUCGCUUGCUCCACUAAUAAGAAAGAAGAGAGUUCAUUUAACGGUGGUGGAUGCAGUUAUAGGCCUGAUUCAAAGGCAGUAGUGGCAGUGCAGGGGUUAUGUGCAGCCAUGGCUAGUGGGGUUUCAGCUCUGAUUACUAUGCCAUUUGACACAAUUAAGACACGAAUGCAAGUUUUGGAUGGAGAACAAAAUGGAAGAAGACAACCAUUGACAGUUGUAGAAACAGUUAAGAAUCUGGUAAAGCAAGGUGGAUUUGCGGCAUGUUAUAGAGGAUUGGGGCCAAGAUGGGUUUCAAUGUCUCUCUCUGCAACAACAAUGAUCACUACAUACGAAUUCUUGAAACGAUUAUCUACUAAGAGCAGAGAAAGCUUCAGUUCAUGACUCCAGAAAUCAGAACAAGUGAAAAAAAGAAAUCUUUUCUCACUGGAUGUCGUACAAUUUUUGUAGCUCCUUUCCUCCAUUGUCUGAAAUGGCCAACUUGCCAGGAGGGCUUAUCGGUGUGAAAUUCUUUUUCUUUUCUUUUUUGUUUUUUUUUUUGCUUUUUCCCCCUUGUUUCUCUCAGCAGUUGGCAAACUAAUGUACACUUGUAUAUAAUACAAACCUCUUCUGCUUUCUCCCA